Portunus trituberculatus (swimming crab) is the source of this 1759-nucleotide messenger RNA. RefSeq names its product 39S ribosomal protein L4, mitochondrial-like (gene mRpL4). Gene Ontology annotation, molecular function: structural constituent of ribosome. The transcript has 9 exons. The coding region runs from base 282 to 1178 and encodes 298 amino acids. NCBI's taxonomy places the organism in Eukaryota, Metazoa, Arthropoda, Malacostraca, Decapoda, Portunidae. Gene Ontology annotation, cellular component: ribosome. Gene Ontology annotation, biological process: translation. The record is from RefSeq and is a predicted model, not a curated record.
AAGAAGAAAAGAACUCGAAAAUUAAGAAGAAAAGAAGACAAACAGGAGGAAAAGGGAAGAUCCGUUGAAAAGGCAAUUUUCCCGACGAUCAUCGUAACCACUAACCAGAACCAGCGCUGCCUCACCCCGGCGUAAACACAGCAAACACUGCCGAGGUCAGUUAUCCAGAAGUGAGCUGGUUACUACAAAGCAGAAGGGAGAAGUAACCUCGCUUUUACACAUGAUAACUGGACCUCCGAAAUCUCAGUGCUCACCUUGAGUCACCACCAGGACACCACAAAAUGGCAGGGGCACUGAGUCUUGCCUGGGCUGUCACUGCCCUUCGCCCAGCCCUUCUUCGGCAGGCUUUUAGGAGUUUGAGUGUAACUGCAGGAAGGAACCAAGAAACCGGAGCAGCAGUAGCAGCAACCAACAUUGACAGCAGAAAGUCUCCCCUCAUUCUAGAUGAGAAAUUUACUGACAGCAACUCCAUUGUUGUGCCACGGGAAGCCUGGAUUGAGACCUUAGACACCAAUGCUGCCUCCACACAGGUUGGACUGAUACACCUCCACCCGGAGGUGUUUGGUGCCAAUCCCAGGCUGGAUUUAAUUCACGAUAAUGUUACGUGGCAGAGAAAAUUUCGCAUGGUGAACUAUGCCCACACCAAAGUCCGUUCAGAGGUGCGCGGUGGUGGGAAGAAGCCUUGGCCUCAGAAGGGCCUGGGCCGUGCCAGACAUGGCUCUAUCCGGUCCCCUCUGUGGCGUGGUGGAGGAGUAACACAUGGACCACGUGCCUACACUACACAUUUCUACAUGCUGCCGUUCUCCAUGAGACUGCAUGGGCUCACCUCAACUCUGUCUGCCAAGUUUGCACAGGAUGAUCUGAAAAUAGUGGAGAGUCUGGACAUGCCAUCAGACGAGGCUGGAUACUUGGAGCAGCUGUGUGAGGACCGUAGAUGGGGCAUAUCUGUGCUCUUUGUUGAUGAUUCUGACAUCAUGCCUCGUAACAUCACCCUCGCCUCAGACACUUUGGGGCAUGUGAACCUAAUGCCUGUAUAUGGCCUCAAUGUAUUCAGCAUGCUGAAACACGAGACUCUUGUGCUGACUGUGGCAGCUGUGCGACGUAUUGAGGAAAGAAUCCUUUAUCACUUGAGACGACCAGAUUUGCCCAAGGAAAACCUGAAAAAGUUCACAAUAUAACUCAUCUGAAAUUGAAAUACUGUAGCUGAGGAGUGGAGUGUACAGAUUCCACCCGAAGUCUAUCUUGUUGCUGAAAAGAAAAGUCAAUGGCAGCACACAUGAAAGGGUGAAGUCCAAGGCAUGAGGUGGACCACAGAGAAUACCUUACAGGUAUUCUCUGUGGUCCACCAAUGCAUUAAGUGAUUUUUUUUAUUCAUAUUUUGUUCUUUUUAUAUAUAUUAUUUUUAAGAAAGAUUUAUUGUAUCUGACUUAGCUAUAUAUGACAUAAGGAAUGUCCACAAAUAUAUUAAACAAAAUUCUAUAUGUUGAUAUUUUUUGAGGCAGACAAGAUUUUAAAAAAGAUCAGAAUUUAUUUUGUGUAAUCUUGCAGUUUCAUCUUAACUAAACAUGUUGACUUGAAAUAUACCACUAUCUUUGGGGUUUGUCUGUUUCUCCAAUAAUUAUCUGUUUCAAAUUCCACUCUCCCAGGGUAAAAUAUGAGCUGUAGCAUUCACUAAUGAAUCUUAAUGAAGCUGAAAUGUACAUAGGUUGUCCAUAAAGAAUAAAAGAAGACUGUUUUACAAAAUAAACAUACUGGUGAA